Anopheles gambiae (African malaria mosquito) is the source of this 5104-nucleotide messenger RNA. RefSeq names its product armadillo segment polarity protein (gene arm). The record is from RefSeq and is a predicted model, not a curated record. Gene Ontology annotation, biological process: cell adhesion; positive regulation of transcription by RNA polymerase II. NCBI's taxonomy places the organism in Eukaryota, Metazoa, Arthropoda, Insecta, Diptera, Culicidae. The coding region runs from base 330 to 2882 and encodes 850 amino acids. The transcript is spliced from 7 exons. Gene Ontology annotation, molecular function: protein phosphatase binding; cadherin binding; transcription coactivator activity. Gene Ontology annotation, cellular component: catenin complex; adherens junction.
UGAUAUGUUUUUCAAUGGUUUGUUUCUGGUUGGCUUGGCUUGGGGUACAAGGGUACUUGAAAAUGCUUCGUGUGCAUUACUGAGUGCAUCCAUUAAGUUUCAUGCUGUUAACUGGAUGUAUGCACGAAUGUUUCUGUGUUGGUGAAAAGGUGAACGUGAAAUGUUUAGUGUGUUUGCUGUGUAAGAGCGGACGGUUACAGGGCAAUUAAAACCAGUGUGAAGCGAAGCGAGAGGUUUUCUCGCAUCAGCAUCAGAGUCUGAUUGAACACGCAUCAUACGAAGCAUAAACCUUGGCUUGGCAGUCGAUCGCGCCCGCCUGUUGAAGCAGCAUGAGUUAUCAGAUGCCGCAAAACAGAUCAAUGUCUCAUAACCCGUACAAUUCGUCGGACAUGCCGAUGCCCUCAGCAAAGGAGCAAACACUGAUGUGGCAGCAAAACUCGUACCUCGGCGACUCCGGCAUCCAUUCUGGUGCCGUUACCCAGGUGCCGUCGCUUAGCGGUAAGGAUGACGACAUGGAGGACGAUCCGCUGAUGUUCGACAUGGACCAGGGUUUCUCGCAGAAUUUUACGCAGGACCAGGUCGAUGAUAUGAAUCAGCAACUGAGUCAGACGCGCUCACAGCGCGUCCGAGCUGCGAUGUUCCCGGAGACACUCGAGGAAGGCAUCGAGAUUCCGUCGACACAGUUCGACCCGCAGCAGCCCACCGCGGUGCAGCGGCUGGCCGAACCGUCCCAGAUGCUGAAGCACGCGGUCGUCAACCUGAUUAACUAUCAGGACGAUGCGGAUCUGGCGACCAGAGCCAUCCCCGAACUGAUCAAGCUGCUGAACGACGAGGACCAGGUGGUGGUUUCGCAGGCCGCCAUGAUGGUGCACCAACUGUCCAAAAAGGAAGCGUCCCGGCAUGCGAUAAUGAACAGUCCGCAGAUGGUGGCCGCUCUCGUCCGCGCGCUCUCCAACUCGAACGAUCUCGAGACAACCAAAGGUGCGGUCGGCACACUGCACAACUUGUCGCACCAUCGCCAGGGUCUGCUCGCGAUCUUCAAGUCGGGUGGAAUACCGGCACUGGUAAAGCUGUUGUCUUCGCCGGUCGAGUCGGUGUUGUUCUACGCAAUCACCACGCUGCACAACCUGCUGCUGCACCAGGAUGGCAGCAAGAUGGCGGUCCGUCUGGCUGGCGGACUGCAGAAGAUGGUUGCCCUGCUCCAGCGCAACAACGUCAAGUUUCUUGCCAUCGUGACGGACUGUCUACAGAUUCUGGCAUACGGCAACCAAGAGAGCAAGCUGAUCAUACUCGCGUCGACAGGUCCGAGCGAAUUGGUACGCAUCAUGCGCUCGUACGACUACGAGAAGCUGCUGUGGACGACGUCCCGCGUUCUGAAGGUGUUGUCGGUAUGCUCGAGCAACAAACCGGCCAUCGUGGAGGCAGGCGGCAUGCAGGCACUCGCAAUGCACCUGGGCAAUCCGUCCCAGCGCCUGGUCCAAAACUGUCUCUGGACGCUGCGCAAUCUAUCCGACGCGGCCACUAAGGUCGACGGACUGGAGACGCUGCUGUCAGGGUUGGUGACUGUCCUCGGUUCGUCCGACGUCAACGUGGUCACCUGUGCCGCCGGUAUCCUGUCGAACCUGACGUGUAACAAUCAACGCAACAAGGUAACCGUUUGCCAGGUGGGCGGUGUCGAGGCACUCGUCGGCACGAUCAUCAACGCCGGCGACCGGGAAGAAAUUACCGAGCCGGCCGUGUGUGCUCUGCGCCACUUGACUUCGCGUCAUCCGGAGUCCGAGUCGGCACAGAACGUUGUACGCAACGGCUACGGGCUGCCGGUGAUCGUAAAGCUGCUCAAUCCCCCGUCCCGCUGGCCGCUCAUUAAGGCGGUCAUCGGGCUGAUCCGCAAUCUAGCCCUUUGUCCGGCAAAUGCGGCACCAUUGCGCGAACACGGAGCGAUUCAUCUGCUGGUGCGGCUGCUCUUCAAGGCGUUCCAAGAUACGCAACGGCAACGCUCAUCGGUUGCUUCGAAUGGAUCGCAGCCGCCGGGCGCGUACGCCGACGGUGUCCGCAUGGAGGAGAUCGUCGAGGGUACGGUCGGUGCACUUCACAUUCUCGCCAAGGAGGAGUAUAACCGACAGGUCAUCCGCUCGCAGAACGUUAUUCCGAUCUUCGUCCAGUUGCUGUUCUACAACGACAUCGAAAACAUUCAGCGUGUGGCCGCUGGUGUACUUUGCGAGCUGGCUGUCGACAAGGAGGUGGCCGAAAUGAUCGAGGCUGAGGGAGCUACUGCACCGCUUACCGAGUUGCUCAACUCGGCAAAUGAAGGUGUCGCCACAUACGCCGCAGCCGUACUGUUCAAGAUGAGCGAGGACAAGUCGAUGGAUUACAAGAAGCGCUUCUCCAGCGAGCUGACCACCUUGCCCGUGUUUCGCGACGACAGCAUGUGGAACAACGGCGAACUCGGUAUUGGACCGGACCUGCAGGACAUCCUGUCCCCCGAGCAGGCAUACGAAGGUCUAUACGGACAAGGGCCGGCGAGCGUACACAGCUCGCACGGUGGCCGUGCGUUCCAGCAAGGAUACGACACCCUUCCAAUAGACUCAAUGCAAGGUCUGGAGAUUGGAGGAGGCGGUGGUAGCAGCAACGGUGGUGCGAUUGGUAACGGCGGCAUGGGCGGCCAGCAGCAGCAGUCUGGCGGUGGGCCCGGUUCGGUGGUGAUGGGUGGCGGCGGUGCUAGCGGCAUGUCCUCGUCCGGCCAGCCAACCUCACCGUACGGUAUGGACAUGGACGUCGGCGAAAUGGAAGCUAGCGAGCUGACGUUUGAUCAUCUGGACGUGAUGCCAUCACCGCCGCAGGACAACAACCAGGUUGCCGCCUGGUACGAUACCGAUCUCUAAAGGGCGGACAUACUUUAGCAUCGAUCAACUUUAGCAGCGGAUGUCGCACACACACAUCACAAUGCAAACAUGCAGGUAGAAUGUUCGAAAGAACGAAAGAACAGAGGAGGGCUAGGCGAUCUGCGAUCUAGGUGUAGGGCGCGUCUCUGCAAUAACACUUCCAUUGCAAACUGGGCUAUAUUUGGAUCAUUUUAUUUUACAAGUACUAACAUUUUUCUUUGCUCGAUAUAAGGCUAUACCGAAAAUUUACAUUACGCUCUUUCGCACGCCGCGGGUGUGUAGAGAAAAGCAUUAUUUUAUUUUUUGAUAACGAUUUUACAAUAUCUUUUAGCUAUUGAUAGCUAGUAAAGCAAACAUAUGGGCGGAUUUAAGAAAGCACUUAUUGUAAUCUUUUUCAUCCUUUUAAAAAUAUUUUGUGUGCAUCUAUGAACGUCUAAUCCUCUCAACUAUAUGCUGGAUAUUUUUUUAAUCAUCUAAGGCAGGUCAAUCUAACCCCAUCACAGGUAAACCUAGAAUACAUUGAAAUGUAUUUUUUGAGGUUUUGCUACAAAAUACAAUAGAACUUUAUAUAAAUUUGCUGGAAAUUGUGUAAGGAAUUAAUUUGAAGGAAAAAAAUAUAAUCGAAUUCAUGUAGCAAAAUUAUGGUACUCCCGUAUCUAUUAAAUUGAGACAAGUGUUAGGGAAAGUAUUCGAAUGGAAACCUAUGCAUACACAAACAAAACGAAUACAAUUAUCAUUAUGAAAGCAAACAAGAAAACGAAAAAUAUUAGUGCUUCCAAAAAAACGAAAACCAAGUUCAAUUCGUUUCAUCCUCUCCUUUUCUUUUUCUCUCCCUCUCUCUCUCUCUUUUUAUCUCAUGUAAUCCUUCUUUUCUUCCUCCUCUUCUUCUCUCCCGUUUUCAUCUAAAAAGAAGCAAUGCUUUCAAUGCCAGCAAUUUUAUUUUACUUAUAAUUUAAAUACUAAAAAUAUUUACAUCCCAUUUUCUUCUAUAUUACAAUAAUAUAUAAAUAUAUGAUUAUCGCUAAUUGAUAAGUUUUACGAACAAUGUGCGGACACAAUCAGUCACACCCUCUUUCUAUCUUUCGUCACAUAUUUGUACAAUUUUGCACAAUUUGUUCAAUAUGUUCCGGGUAUCAUUUAUCAGAUGCAUUUGUCAUAAACUCUCUGCCGUUACCCCGCUCUAUGGGAUAUCUAACGCGUCAGAAGUCGUAAAAUGGUGGCAUGACGAUGUCAUGGAAUUUUGACGAAAAGUUCUUUAACGAGUUUUUUAACGAAUUUAAUUGUUGGGCUUAACCGAAGAAAAGCUUUGACAAAUUUCAAGGUUCUAUUCAAAACAUGUCAUAAUGAACAGGAAGAACUAGAAUAGAAGAAAGUUGUGGACGACGUGUUCUAUACGAAGUUGAUUCACUCUUUAUUAACAUAUUUCAUGUUAAAUCAUAUUUCAAAAGAAUAACAAAUCAUAUUUCAAAAGAAAAAAACAAUUCUUUUAUUUGAAAAAUAACUCAGUACAAUUCAUUUUCUCCGUCGCCUUCCAAUUCAGGGGUUUCUAUAGGAAAUGAUUAAAAAAAAGGAUAAAGAUUGUGAAAAGGACGACGGAUCGCAAUUCUAAGGGUACAACACUUAAACGUAUCCUCACCAAUGCGGUGAGUUAUCCCUUCCAUUGUUUUUUUUUUCUUUUUUAUUAUAAUUCACCUCUCCUCACUCGUUUGACUCAUGAACAAAAACUUAGUAAAAAUAUUGGCUGGUAAUUUAUUUCUUAAUGAGGAGCAAAAAUAUCUAUAACAGUUCGUUCCAUCGAUUUAUUUAAAGAAAGAUUAUUCACAUGAAAAUGGAUUGAAGAAAAGAAAUAAGGGCAAGAUUUGCUGCAAUAGAAAAACUCGAGCGGGAUGAGCGAAUAUGGAAAGAUAUCCGGUUAACAGAAUAGAAAAGGACAAAUCCAUACAUUUAAUAAAACGGAAGUCGAGUAGAGCUAUUUCAUAAAAGGAAAUGAUGAAGCAACCCAGAGAAAAAUGUAUUUGUUGCAAACUUAUGGAACGCAAGGAUAGAAGAAGUAAACAGACCUAAACGCACCUUCCCAUACACACAUCCAUAGAGGAGAAAUGGUACGAAGUUAUUAUAGCAAGUAACUUUUUAGCGGUAUAAUCAAUGUUUUAUCAUUCAUCUGAUCAUGAUCCCAAGAUAUAAUAAACAAACAAACAAGAAGAAAAUAAACAAGCAAGGAA